AUGGCCACAGUCACGGAGUACAGCAAGAACGGCUCCCUUCGGACCGAGCGAGAGAAGCUUACAGAACUCAGGGCACCUGCCGACAUCAUCAAUCCCGAACCCGCGAGCUCUGAGAUGGAGGUUACACAAAAGCGGAAAGCUUCGAUAGAAUCCCUUGAUGAAGCGGAAGAAUCAUCAAAAAGAGUAAAAUUCAAUGAUGGCGACCACGGCGAACCACUCGUACAAGACUCGACACAGGACUCGAAGCCGCGCGACGAAGAAUCCCGAGCAAGCACCGCUCGACGAGCGCCUCUAUCAAGGGAUGAAGAGAAGAAGCGGGGCAAGCGGCUAUUUGGAGGUCUUCUCAGCACCCUCAGCCAGACUAAUUCCAGCUCGCAGCACAAGAAGAGGAGGGAGAUUGAGCAGCGACAGCAGGAGAAGGCGCAGAAGCAGAGGGCGGAAGACGAAAAGAGACGGACGGAGAAGCUUGCGCGGAUCACCGAGGCGCGGUGGAAGGAGCAGAUCUUGUUUGACGAGAAGGUCAUGAAAACCCGACAUACCAACAUGCUCGCAAAGGCACAAUCUCUCCGGACGAAAGCAGGACCAUCAAUUUACUAUCGACCGUGGAAGCUUACCAAAGAACAAGAAGACGAGAUUGACGACCAGGUGCAAGAUGCCAAGGACACCAUCGCGAGAGAACUCGAAGCGUUCAAAUAUCGGAAAGAAGAACACGAGAGACGCCAUGGUCGCGCGAGAUCGCCGACGAUGGCCCAGGAGGAGCCUGUGCCCAUGGUCGUAGAAGGACAACCAGCAGAGGCAUUGUCAGAGGCUCCUGCUGAUGCUCCCGCAGCUGACAACCACAUCGUUGCGUCUCCCGACAGAGACAAACAUGAGCGGGAGGCACACGACGAACCUGGUGAUGUCGUGGAAAACGACGAGGAUACGGUCAUUUACUAA
Molecule: messenger RNA, 936 nt
Organism: Colletotrichum godetiae
Lineage: Eukaryota; Fungi; Ascomycota; Sordariomycetes; Glomerellales; Glomerellaceae
Product: pinin/SDK/memA/ protein conserved region-domain-containing protein
Exons: 3
Coding region: 1-936 (311 amino acids)
Cellular component (GO): catalytic step 2 spliceosome
Source: RefSeq, a predicted model, not a curated record